AUGCUGAGGAAAUUUUUUGGACACAACCCGUCGGUUCUCUCGCAUCGCUACGUAUGUCUGGAAACUCAACGCAAUGACGAGAACCUUCGCGGCUAUACUGGACUGGUCAACCAGCAACACGCGAUGGCCGAAUUCAACGACAUUAGCCCAGAACAGACGGAAUGCCUCCUGUGGAUAUGCGGACUAGCCUCUUCCGAUAAUGCUUACAUCUGGACCAGUGCCCUUAGCAAGAUGACACACAAACCCCAAACCACAUUGAAGGAAUUGGCCGCGGAAAUUUAG
Messenger RNA from Haemonchus placei, 282 nucleotides. The record is from the annotation of a GenBank genome assembly. NCBI's taxonomy places the organism in Eukaryota, Metazoa, Nematoda, Chromadorea, Rhabditida, Trichostrongylidae.